AUGUGAAACGCUUCAAACAACAACAAUUUAAAUCAAUUCUAUUUUCCUCUGUUCGACGUGAAAAUAGAGAAAGAGAGAUAUUGAAGAAGUUGUGACGUACGUUAUUUAUCAAUUAUUAUGGACGAUGACUCUAAAAUGGUGGUUAUCACACAUAAAAUAAAUUUCUGUUUAGAAAUGUAUUUUUUAUACAUUACUAAUUAAAUGUUUUUUGUUAGCUUGAGUCCUAAUUUGCUUAAAAAUAUUUCAGUGUGUUGAGUGUAAUUUAUAAAAUUAGUGCCUAUUACAUUAACUGAAAAUGUCGUCUGACGAUGAGAAGCCCCCCGCACCCCCAGUACGAUUGACUUCUAAUAGAAGUACUGAUCUCGUUAACAGUUCCAUUGCAGUAGACAGACCGUUGCCCAAGGAGCCCGAAGAUUUGGAUAAGAAAAAGAAAAAUCUUAAAUCCAAAAAAACCCAUAAGCUGUCUACCUAUGCCUCUGAUAAACCCAACAUUUCUUAUCCCACUAAUUUUGAACACACUGUACAUGUUGGAUUUGAUCCGAUUUCCGGAGAGUUCACGGGGAUGCCUGAAGCAUGGUCUCGUUUAUUGAUGAACUCGAAUAUUAGUAAACAAGAGCAAAAGAACAACCCACAAGCCGUUUUAGAUGUUCUCAAUUGGUAUGACACUAGUUCUAAGGAACCCCCCAAUACAAAAUACAUGACCAAAACCGGAACCACACAUUCAGGCGUAUUUGUAGGUUCAACUGUAAGUAGGGUAUCAAGUUCGAGUCCUAGCAGUACUACACCCACAGAAGGCGAUGCAGGGCCUCAGUCAUACCACAGUCCUGUCCAUGUUGUUAGUUCCGAAAUCGAAGAUGAAGCUCCACCUCCACCCAUUGCUAGCAGACCUGAGCGCACAAAAAGCAUUUACACUAAACCCGUGGAAGAAAUUCAACCCACAAAUACUACGGGUAACGGGACUUCCCCGCUCGGCCUUAGCCCGUCCCACUUGGGUGCGUUGGCGCACGUCGGGGCAAAUUCUAAUGCCAAUAGUACUAUUCCGUCGGCACCGGUAUUUGAUAAAAACAAAAAUCAAGCGGGCUCGGAAAUGUCGAGGGCAGCUUCAGAAAAGAGGAAAAAGAAGAUGACCGAUGAAGAAAUUUUGGAGAAAUUGAGGAAUAUCGUUUCUGUCGGUGAUCCCAAUAGGAAAUAUACUAAAUUGGAUAAAAUCGGGCAAGGUGCUUCCGGAACAGUUUAUACAGCCAUAGAAACAGCAACUGGAAUGGAGGUAGCAAUUAAGCAAAUGAACCUUUCCCAGCAGCCUAAGAAAGAACUAAUUAUAAACGAAAUUCUAGUCAUGCGAGAAAACAAACAUGGCAAUGUUGUUAAUUAUUUAGACAGUUAUUUAGUAAAUGAAGAACUUUGGGUGGUAAUGGAAUACUUGCCUGGUGGUUCCCUGACUGAUGUAGUAACGGAGACCUGUAUGGACGAGGGCCAGAUAGCUGCCGUUUGUAGAGAAGUUUUGCAAGCCUUAGAUUUCCUUCAUUCCAAUCAAGUCAUCCAUAGGGAUAUCAAGUCUGAUAAUAUAUUACUAGGUCUCGAUGGGUCUGUCAAAUUGACGGAUUUCGGUUUUUGUGCUCAAAUUAGUCCAGAACAGUCAAAAAGGACUACAAUGGUAGGCACUCCUUACUGGAUGGCCCCCGAAGUUGUCACUAGGAAGCAAUAUGGACCGAAGGUGGACGUUUGGUCUUUAGGUAUAAUGGCGAUAGAAAUGAUCGAAGGGGAACCGCCGUAUUUGAAUGAAAAUCCGCUUAGGGCACUUUACCUUAUCGCUACCAAUGGCAAACCUGAUAUUAAAGAAAAAGAAAAACUAUCUCCAGUAUUUCAGGACUUUUUAGACAAUUGUUUGGCUGUCGAAGUCGACAAACGAUCGUCGGCCAGGGAUUUAUUAAAGCAUCCAUUUUUAAAACUUGCACGACCUUUAGCGAGCUUGACGCCCUUAAUACUAGCAGCCAAGGACGCCGCUAAACAACACUAGCGAUGUUCGGAUAUCUCCCAGAGUUGAGAUGUAUAAAGAAAAUAUUAAAUAGGCUUCACUAUAACCAGACAUUUCUCAGCAAAACGAUAAAAUGAUUGAAUUUUUACCGAUAUUCCGAUUUAAUAUUAAAAGAUAAUAGCGAUUUGAUAAUUAAGAGAUAUUUAAACAAAUUAAUGGUUAAAUUCAUAUUCUUCCAUGUAAUUGUGUUACAAUAAUAAUAAUUAAAUUGCUGUAACUAAAAAUGUAGUUAGUUGUGUUCCAAGUUAUAUAUUUUCAGAACAAUUCCGUUUAUGCUAAGAAGAUACAAAAUAUUUAAUGCAAAACAAAUUAUAAGGAUUAAAAAAACCGUUAUUGAUUAAAACUUCUCUCUUUUCUAUAAUCAUACAGUUUAAUAAAGACAUCUGUCAACUCUCUUGAGCUGACAUCAAUUGUAACAAUAAUGAAUGACAUCGUGGGGAUUGGUUACAUCUCUUUUGUGUUUUGUACCAUUGACCAUUAUAUUUUUCUUUGCUAGGUCCUUUUCUUUCUAUAUUUUUCUUUGGUCAUCUUCAUGGUGGUCAUUAAUUUUGUUUUCUACAUAAUUCUCUAGUUUUAUUAAGUAGGUUUAAUCUCUAUUACCCUAUUGUCUAUAAGGACCUCACUCCCCUUCCUGGUAUCAAAACCUGGAUUUUUGUACACCUGAUCUCAAAUGUUGCCACAUAAACCGCAUCAAGGGCGUUCAUUGUUCUAGUAUUAUAUAUCUUCUGUUUUAUACUAUUCUCGACCAUUUCUGCCUUUUUCUAAUUUUUACAUUACUCAAAUCGACAUUCAUUUAGUACUUUUACAUACAUUUUAUUUGACUGAUGUUUACUUUAUGUCUUAAGAGGAAAAUUUACAUUACAAACUAAAAGACCUGCGGGGCAACGGUAGUUUAGUAGGUAUAAAAAUUACAACUUAAGGGUGGAGCCUAAAUACUACAAAAUUACUUCCGAGACCAAACAAAAUCAGCAUUCAUUCAUAAUUUUAACAAUUGCAUGUAGAUACGAGGGAUGCAUAUUCUAAACUUUAACGCGCGAAGUUGAAGACAAAGGAACCUAAAAAUAUUCCAUAAUAGCACAAAAUAAUAUUACCUAUGUAUUUUACAAUAUAAGUAUGGUGUAGAUUAAAACUUAUUUUGGCUAUCGACAAAUUUGGUUAAAAAAUCUUCUUUUAGAAAUAUACCUUUCAUUUGACGAAAAACGAAGGCCUAAACGAAAAAAAAAUAUUCUUCAUAAAAGUUUCGCCUGUGUAUUGACAAGGUAAUAGUGCUUUCCAUAUAUUUUUUGCUAUGAAAUUAACAAAAAUAUAGCAAUAAACAAUUACUGAUGUCAUGGUUUUACAGGAAAGGAAGCAGUCUCUUGACUGUAUGCGUCUCUCUGAGGGAUGAAAUGUAUGCAAUCUGUUUGACUCUCUUACACUAUUUUAUAUAGGUAUUAUUGAUUUAUCCGCUAUGAAGGCGAAUAAUGUUUUAUAGGGUGUUGUAUAGGUUAUAAACAGUAAGGCUAUUGCUUUGCAGAAUACAAUAAAUUCCUAAUAAAAAAAUUCAAUAAUUAGAAGUAUAUAAAGCAUAAAUUAAUAAUAUUAAAAUAUAUAAGUACAGGACUCAAACUAAUCAAAAUCAGAUUCACCACAUUAAUCUACAUUUUCCAAAACAUUAGCGGCUAUGAUCAAACUAUUUCUGCAGUUUUUCUGUGCCAUACAGGUGCAUUAACCGAUAUAGUCAAUAUUUUUUUCUGCAUUUGCAAAUUUUGCUUCCAUAGUCUAGAAUAGAAUAAUAUUGUUAAAAUAUUGUACAUAUAUGAAAAUUAUCGGUGUAUAGUACCUUUUUUGCAUUUGCAUGAUAAGUUCUGUUAUUUCUGGUAGCAGGUCGAGCAUAAUCUUAAGAGUGGGUAUCAGGCUUCAAUCUUGAUCUACUUUCCAUUCAUACUCUUCAACAUUAGGAAGCUGCAUCUGGGUCUUUAAAGAGCUUAGCCAAAUACUUAGCUGGUAAAAACAUCUUAAACAAUGUAAUCUUAGGGCGUCUUCAGUCAAUGGCAAUUUAGCAGUUAUUUUAAAGGGACCAUUAAUCUCCUCAAAAUGUUAAUGGAAGUUCAAGAUUAGAGAAUGUGUUUUCAGAGUACCUACAAAUCAGUGCCAAAUCCAUCCAAAAGGUGAUGGUGUUCAAGGUAGGUUUUCCAGGUUCUUUUUCCAAUGCCAGACAAUUGGUUGGAUUUAUUACGACCUGUCACAGAAUAAAAAAAAGGCAAAUUUUUUAGAAGUUUUUUUAUCCAAAUUUAAAUCAUGUACUGUUAUAAAUCGUCACGAGUCUCCUUGCCCUAUUAUGAACCAUAUCUUUUUAGUUCAAAACUACUUAAAAUAAAUUAAUAAGACUAGAACAUCUGUAUCGUUGCAAUCAAUAAUACAUCAUGAAUUCCCCGAAUUUCUGGCUAAUAAUAUGUGCAAUAAGAUACGAGUAUCAGCUUCUUCAAGAUAUAAAUUUAAGAAAUCGUCUUUUGAUGGUUCAAAAUUCAUCCCAUAUUUAUUGAUACUCGCGAAUCCAUCACUAGAUACAAAUUUUCAAGAAGUUGCUCUGACAGAAAAUGUGUUAAACGUCUUUUAUUAAAUAUCGAAUGAAUGAACAAGUUUCAUUAUUCUGGAUUCGGUCAAUUUCUAUAUCAAUUGAUUUCUGGGAUCAUCUCUUUUGACGUGUUGUAUUUUUGAUAGAAUUUUCUUUAUAAUGAUUAAAUACCACAUCUAUCCUUUGAGCAUUAAAUUUAUUUUUAAAAAUAAUCUUUACAAAUAUAUUAGCAUAUUCUUUAAAUGAUAUGCAACUUUUGGACUUUCCCAAACCUUGAGCUAUUGCUAUCCCAUCAAAAAUGUGACAAGUUUUGCAAGAUCACCUAGGUGCAGGUAAGUCUUUGUGGGUCAUAUUGCUCUAAAAUAUUUCCCAAUAAACUCUUAUUUGUAGAGGUGCCGAGAUACCCAUUUACUGUUAGAGACAUGGGAGAGGCUGUCAGAUCAAACUUAAAUAUUUCGGCAUAAUUACCUAAUGUUUCUCUCCAUAUCCUUUGCUAAUAAAAUAUUGUGAAGAAACUGUUGACCAUGCAAGGAUUAAGAAGUCAUAUUUUGAUAUCAUUUGUGUCUUUGUUUCUUGCAACAACAAAUCCGUAAUUAAAAUGUUUAACGAAAACUUACCCAACUUACCCAAAAAUAUUCAGGCAUUCAGCUAUAACAGGAUGAAUGUAGAUGUAAUAAAAACCUAAAAAAUGUCUAUUUCUUCCCAAUUUAUUAGGAACUUUAAUAUGUAACACACUUAUUAAUUUUUUAGUAAAAACAGACAAUAUGACACUUUGUCCAUUGGCACCUAACGAAAAGUUUUAUAAUAAAAAAAUGAAAAAAAUUUGAGCAUAUCAAUAAUGUGAUGCAUCAUCCGACACGUAGAGAGAAACAGAGCCAUACUACGUUUUUCAUUAGGGCCUUCCUUUUGGUUAAAUGAUAAAAUUAUAUUUAAAAAAAUGACUUUUUAAACAAAUUUUUGAAGGGCUGAAAUUUUUUUUAAAUAAGUAUAAAACAUUACUCCUUACAAAGAUUUUAUUGUGCAUUGGACCAAAAAAUAAAUAUUUAUUUUUUAUUCGGCGGUAUCAGUUUCUGGAUUUUUGAUGAUAGUGCCCUUCUGCACAGUCUAAUUUUGUGUUACCUCCGGAAUAACGGUUACCUUAUCAUGACCUUUUAUCUCUGAAAAAUUCAGCUUGUGACAAAGGGAGGUAAAUCGUUUUCUAGAGCGAAUAUUUUAAUACAUACACUUACUAAUAAUAAUUUAUUAAGAGUAGAAAAGCGUCCAUAGUUUUGCAAUACAUUCCCUUCUAUAUCACAUAAUAUGUCCUCGAUACAAAAAGUCAAAGUAACAAAAACAGGAGGCCAAUGUAAACAAACAAUAAACGGCCUCAUGACAUUUUAUAUUUUUAAAUAAACUAGGUUUUUAAAAAAUAUUUUCUAUACCUGUUAUUUUUUAUAUUCAAGCGGAUUUAUAAUAUUUAUACUUGGAGUAGCCAUGUGUGAGUUAGUUAAAUGAAAAGGUACCUUUGGUUUUAUAAUAUGUAGCCAUCAGAUAUAAUGUUUCAGCAUAUUAUUAUUAUUUAUAUUUUAACAAAAAUUAUUUUUAUUGUUUGAAUAAUCUGUUAUAAUGAGGUACAGCUUCUAGAACAAAUUCAUAAAAAAUCCGUACUGUUAAACUCACCAUUUAUUUGGCAUUCUAUCCCGUACUUCCAUAUCUCUAUUAGCUCUGCUGUCAACUAGUUCUGGUAAGGCAUAUUACAUAUAAUAAUUUUGAAUUUUAUUUUGCACUUUUUCUUCCCAAAAGCUGUCAUUAUGAGGAAUUUCCUCCACUUUUAUUUCUCGAGAAGUCCAAACGCAAAAAAUGCAAAAAUUCAUUUGUGUAAUAUGCAGCUAGCCCUGAAUUUGAAAGUACCGAUUGUGGUUCCCCUUAAUGAUAUUAUCCUUUUUCCAGAAAGUUAUUUUUCUACUGCAUAUUCCUUUUUCUUCAGUCAACACUCUAGCUUCAUAUGGACA
This is a messenger RNA of Psylliodes chrysocephalus, 6583 nucleotides long. The record is from the annotation of a GenBank genome assembly. NCBI's taxonomy places the organism in Eukaryota, Metazoa, Arthropoda, Insecta, Coleoptera, Chrysomelidae.